AUGAGCGGAACAAUGCGCGCAUUCUCACAGAAUGCUUCCCCUUCCCUUGCUCGCGCACCCGUUCACGCGAUAUUCCGCGACGAAAAACUCGACUGUGGCACAAGUCUCACCGACCUCUUCCCCAAUUCCGUCUCUGUUUCUCACGGGAUCCGCCCGCAAACACUGAUCCUGACUCUACGCAGCUCCCUCUAUCCAUACGCGCAGUCGCCAAGUCUGCCGUCGACGAGCCGCCAACGCCAUUGA
This is a messenger RNA of Trametes versicolor FP-101664 SS1, 243 nucleotides long. RefSeq lists its product as uncharacterized. The coding region runs from base 1 to 243 and encodes 80 amino acids. The record is from RefSeq and is a predicted model, not a curated record. The transcript is spliced from 2 exons. Lineage: Eukaryota; Fungi; Basidiomycota; Agaricomycetes; Polyporales; Polyporaceae.